Molecule: messenger RNA, 795 nt
Organism: Panicum virgatum (switchgrass)
Lineage: Eukaryota; Viridiplantae; Streptophyta; Magnoliopsida; Poales; Poaceae
Product: arsenate reductase 2.2-like
Exons: 2
Coding region: 125-520 (131 amino acids)
Cellular component (GO): cytoplasm; nucleus
Molecular function (GO): protein tyrosine phosphatase activity
Source: RefSeq, a predicted model, not a curated record
UCCUUCCAAAAAUAAAUAAAUAAACAAAUAAAAUCUCUCCUCCCUUCCCUAGCUGCUAGUUCCCUUCCCCUCUCUCUCCGGCCGGGCUGGGCCGGGCGCUCCAGCUCCUUCCGGCGGCCGGACUAUGGCUCGGAGGGGCGUCUCCUACGUGUCGGCAGCGCAGCUGGUGUCCAUGUCCCGCGACCCCCGCGUCGCCAUCGUCGACGUCAGGGAUGAGGAGAGGAGCUACGACGGACACAUCGCUGGGUCCCACCACUACGCCAGCGACAGCUUCGCCGACCGGAUGCCUGAGCUCGCCCAGGCAACCGGGGCCAAGGAAACCCUCGUCUUCCACUGCGCGCUCAGCAAGGUGCGAGGCCCAUCUUGUGCACAGAUGUUCCAUGACUAUCUAUCAGAGGCCAAGGAAGAUUCAGGGGUAAAGAACAUCAUGGUCCUAGAACGUGGAUUUAAUGGAUGGGAAAUUUCAGGGAGGCCUGUUUGCCGCUGCAAGGACACCCCAUGCAAGGGUGUAUGCUCUUAAGUAUUUUACUCAUGGCAGAUAGUAUUGCUCUGUAUGUUCCAAGAAAUUGAACGCCACCACAAGCUAUAGAUUGAUAAAAUAGCAGCAUGUCUCCAUUGGGUGGAUCAACAAUGGCUUGUUUCAAUGAAUAACAGUUAUUGUCGUCUUAUGGCAUGUACCGCAUGCUUGGAAAUGUUUUGCUUCCAUCAAACUAUGGGCAUUCACAUCCUGUCUAUUGGCCCUACUUUUGUUUGACCUAUGUUCUCCACAACAUGCAUCAUGCAUGCAUAUUUUUA